This is a messenger RNA of Pelobates cultripes (western spadefoot toad), 2493 nucleotides long. Lineage: Eukaryota; Metazoa; Chordata; Amphibia; Anura; Pelobatidae. The record is from the annotation of a GenBank genome assembly.
CCGCGCGCUAUGGCUCCCAGUGAUGGGAAAUGUAGUCCCAGUCAGUGCGGAUUGUUACUCCAUGUGCUAUGGCUCUCAGUGAUGGGAAAUGUAGUCCCAGACAGUCAGUGCGGAUUGUUACUCCAUGCGCUAUGGCUCCCAGUGAUGGGAAAUGUAGUCCCAGACAGUCAGUGCGGAUUGAUACUCCAGGUGCUAUGGCUCCCAGUGAUGGGAAAUGUAGUCCCAGACAGUCAGUGCGGAUUGUUACUCCGUGCGCUAUGGCUCCCAGUGAUGGGAAAUGUACUCCCAGACAGUCAGUGCGGAUUGUUACUCCGUGCGCUAUGGCUCCCAGUGAUGGGAAAUGUAGUCCCAGUCAGUCAGUGCGGAUUGUUACUCCAGGUGCUGUGGCUGCCAGUGAUGGGAAAUGUAGUCCCAGUCAGUCAGUGCGGAUUGUUACUCCAUGCGCAGUCAGUGCGGAUUGUUACUCCGUGCGCUAUGGCUCCCAGUGAUGGGAAAUGUAGUCCCAGACAGUCAGUGCGGAUUGUUACUCCAGGUGCUAUGGCUCCCAGUGAUGGGAAAUGUAGUCCCAGACAGUCAGUGCGGAUUGUUACUCCGUGCGCUAUGGCUCCCAGUGAUGGGAAAUGUAGUCCCAGACAGUCAGUGCGGAUUGUUACUCCAUGCGCUAUGGCUCCCAGUGAUGAGAAAUGUAGUCCCAGACAGUCAGUGCGGAUUGUUACUCCGUGCGCUAUGGCUCCCAGUGAUCGGAAAUGUAGUCCCAGACAGUCAGUGCGGAUUGUUACUCGGUGCGCUAUGGCUCCCAGUGAUGGGAAAUGUAGUCCCAGACAGUCAGUGCGGAUUGUUACUCCGUGCGCUAUGGCUCCCAGUGAUGGGAAAUGUAGUCCCAGACAGUCAGUGCGGAUUGUUACUCCGUGCGCUAUGGCUCCCAGUGAUGGGAAAUGUAGUCCCAGACAGUCAGUGCGGAUUGUUACUCCAGGUGCUGUGGCUGCCAGUGAUGGGAAAUGUAGUCCCAGUCAGUCAGUGCGGAUUGUUACUCCAUGCGCUGUGGCUCCCAGUGAUGGGAAAUGUAGUCCCAGACAGUCAGUGCGGAUUGUUACUCCAUGCGCUAUGGCUCCCAGUGAUGGGAAAUGUAGUCCCAGACAGUCAGUGCGGAUUGUUACUCCGUGCGCUAUGGCUCCCAGUGAUGGGAAAUGUAGUCCCAGACAGUCAGUGCGGAUUGUUACUCCGUGCGCUGUGGCUGCCAGUGAUGGGAAAUGUAGUCCCAGUCAGUGCGGAUUGAUACUCCGUGCACUAUGGCUCCCAGUGAUGGGAAAUGUAGUCCCAGUCAGUCAGUGCGGAUUGAUACUCCAGGUGCUGUGGCUCCCAGUGAUGGGAAAUGUAGUCCCAGACAGUCAGUGCGGAUUGAUACUCCGUGCGCUAUGGCUCCCAGUGAUGGGAAAUGUAGUCCCAGACAGUCAGUGCGGAUUGUUACUCCAGGUGCUAUGGCUCCCAGUGAUGGGAAAUGUAGUUCCAGUCAGUCAGUGCGGAUUGUUACUCCAUGCGCUAUGGCUCCCAGUGAUGGGAAAUGUAGUCCCAGUCAGUCAGUGCGGAUUGUUACUCCGUGCGCUAUGGCUCCCAGUGAUGGGAAAUGUAGUCCCAGACAGUCAGUGCGGAUUGUUACUCCGUGCGCUAUGGCUCCCAGUGAUGGGAAAUGUAGUCCCAGUCAGUCAGUGCGGAUUGAUACUCCGUGCGCUAUGGCUCUCAGUGAUGGGAAAUGUAGUCCCAGUCAGUCAGUGCGGAUUGAUACUCCGUGCGCUGUGGCUCUCAGUGAUGGGAAAUGUAGUCUCAGACAGUCAGUGCGGAUUGAUACUCCGUGCGCUGUGGCUCUCAGUGAUGGGAAAUGUAGUCCCAGACAGUCAGUGCGGAUUGAUACUCCAGGUGCUAUGGCUCCCAGUGAUGGGAAAUGUAGUCCCAGACAGUCAGUGCGGAUUGUUACUCCAUGUGCUAUGGCUCCCAGUGAUGGGAAAUGUAGUCCCAGACAGUCAGUGCGGAUUGUUACUCCAGGUGCUGUGGCUCCCAGUGAUGGGAAAUGUAGUCCCAGACAGUCAGUGCGGAUUGUUACUCCGUGCGCUGUGGCUCCCAGUGAUGGGAAAUGUAGUCCCAGACAGUCAGUGCGGAUUGAUACCCCAGGUGCUAUGGCUCCCAGUGAUGGGAAAUGUAGUCCCAGACAGUCAGUGCGGAUUGUUACUCCAGGUGCUGUGGCUCCCAGUGAUGGGAAAUGUAGUCCCAGACAGUCAGUGCGGAUUGUUACUCCGUGCGCUAUGGCUCCCAGUGAUGGGAAAUGUAGUCCCAGACAGUCAGUACGGAUUGUUACUCCGUGCGCUAUGGCUCCCAGUGACUCACCUCCUCUUUACAUCACAUUUCCGGGGUUUGCGUUCCAGCAUGCGUUCCAUCAGACACAGAGCUUCCGUUCCGUCCAGUCUGCGUCCCGCCCGGUUUCCGGUUCCCCUUGGCGUG